This is a messenger RNA of Puccinia triticina, 1077 nucleotides long. RefSeq lists its product as uncharacterized. The record is from RefSeq and is a predicted model, not a curated record. Lineage: Eukaryota; Fungi; Basidiomycota; Pucciniomycetes; Pucciniales; Pucciniaceae. The coding region runs from base 1 to 1077 and encodes 358 amino acids. The transcript has 4 exons.
AUGGUCUUGCUGGGGUGCUCCAUCACAUUUCUCAUGCUCGAGCUGGGCGUGGUGCAAGGAAUGGCACUCAAAGCUGGAGCCGAAUUGGGACCUGCCAGCACCGCCGUGAAAGCCGGACACGGCGCCGCAGGUGCAGAGGAAACGUUGGCCGAAACGAAGAUCUUGCAGCAGGGCCUCGACACAAAAAAUGCAGAGCCACCCAUCGGCUACGCAUAUCCAGCAUCAUCACUCCCCCACAGUUACUACGGAUCCCCAAUAUACGUCCACCCCCCUCCCCGAAGGUAUUCCCUCCAUGGACUGUUUCGUCAUCUCAAAGGCCUCUACAGAUCACUUGCUGAUCGUGUCGAGCGGACCAGGGACUGGCUCUGGAAUUUUCUAUUUCGCCAAAAUCAUCAGCCCCAGCCGUAUUUCACCACUUCCGCUCCAUAUUACCACCCUAACUACCAACCACCUUUCCAUCCACCCGUGGGAACCCCCGUCGAGACACUCAACGAGGUCGCCCAUUCCUCCACAGCACUCUCCAAACCUCCACUUAUAUCGACAAGACCGGAGCUCUCAGAGGCCUCAACGGCUUUGCUGGGCACCAGGGUGGAGAUGGACGUACCCAAGACCGCCUACGUGACUCCCGUCGAGUAUCUCCCAGGUUCUGAACGAACUGACAAGUUCAUAGAAGAUCGCCAGGGUUUGUAUAGAGCAUUUGCACACAUCAAGCUCAAAGACCAAGAGCUACACGAGCAGGUCAGGCAACAAUUGAUCGAACACAUCAGAAAUAACCCCGAGCAAUUUUCACGAUAUCUCACUACGAACGAACCAAAUCGCAAUACAAUUUCAAUCGACAAUCGUCUUUAUCGACUUUCAGACGCUCAAUUGGAUGGUGUCGAACUUGCCGCGUUCGCAGAUCUCCAAAAGUCAAAUGUCGUUCUUGUAUCGAAGACAGGAAACACCGUGCGUGUUGACAAGCACACCAUCGACCCAUUCAAGAGGGAAUACAAAGGAAUAAGUGUGGAAGACGGACACUAUGAACUCUUGCGCUACGAGGACCCUAUGCCACCAAAAUCCAAACAACCGGUUGGCUAG